AUGUCAGAGCCAACAGAGACGAAACCAACCCAGGAGCAGAAGCCCGUGGCGCCCGUCGCGCCCGCCGCAGACGGUCAGGAGGAGCUCAACCCCGACGGUACACCCCUCUCUGACAACCAAAAGAAGAAGCGCGCAAAGCAGGCCGAGAAGGAGAGGCUCAAGGCCGAGAAGGCUGCGAAAGUACAGCAGCAGGAGGCUCAGCGCCAGGCAGACGAGGUUGACUUUGCCUCGCAAAAUUACGGCGAGCUUCCCCUCAACCAAUCUCAAGAGCGUCAUGGACGCACCUACGCCUCGCUCGAAGAUGUAAAGGCCGAGAAUGACGGCAAGGACAUCUUCUUCUCUGCGCGAAUCCAGACGAGCCGCACGCCCUCGGCCAAGUUUGUCUUCCUCACGUUGCGCCACGCCUUCUUCUGCGUUCAAGCGGUGCUGGCACAGGCGCCUGAGAAAGUGUCGAAGCAGAUGGUCAAGUGGGCUGCUACGCUUCCCUCAGAGAGCAUCGUACAGGUGCAAGGGACCAUCUCCAAGGUGUCCAAGCCCAUCGAGUCUUCCACCGUCACCAACAAGGACGCUGAGAUCAAGGUCUCGAAGAUCUUCCUCGUGUCCAAAGUGGCGCCCUCGGCCCCUCAGCCCUUCUACGUCGACGAUGCCACUCGCUCCGAGGCAGAGAUCGAAGCCUCCCAAUCAACGGACCGCCCUAUGCCUGGCAUUCCCAUGGACCUGCGCCUGGACAACCGCAUCCUCGACCUGCGCACCACGACGAACCAAGCAAUCUUCCGUGUCCAGCACGGCAUCUCCAAGCUGUUCCGCGAGUACCUCGAGCAGCGCGAGUUCGUCGAGAUUCACACCCCAAAACUGCAGGGUGCAGCGACCGAGAGCGGCGCGAGCGUGUUCAAAGUCUCGUACUUCAAGGGCAACGCCUUCCUUGCUCAGUCGCCGCAGCUGCACAAGCAAAUGGCCAUUGCAGCCGACUUUGGCAAGGUGUACGAGAUUGGGCCCGUCUUCCGUGCAGAGGACUCCAACACGCCGCGCCACAUGACCGAGUUCAUGGGCUUGGAUCUGGAGAUGGCCUUUGACGAGCACUACCAUGAGGUCCUCGAGCUGUUGGGCGACCUCUUCCUCUUCAUCUUCCGCGAACUCCCCAAGCGAUACAGCAAGGAGAUUGCGACGGUGCGCAAGCAGUUCCCCUCCGACGACUUUCUCGUACCGGACAAGCUGGUCCGCCUCGAGUUUCCUGAGGCGGUCAAGAUGCUGCGUGAGGCCGGACAGGAGUUGGGCGACUAUGACGACUUGAGCACGGAGCAGGAGAGAGUACUGGGCAAGAUCGUGAGGGAAAAGUACCAGAGUGACUUCUUUAUGUUGGACAAGUUCCCCAUGGCGGUCAGGCCCUUCUACACCAUGCCCGACCCCAAGGACGAGAACUACUCGAACAGCUACGACUUCUUCAUGAGGGGCCAGGAGAUCAUGUCGGGGGCGCAGCGAGUACACGAUGCGGAUCUGCUGGUCAAGCAGAUGGCCAAGGUCGGCAUCUCGGAAGAGUCGAUGCAGCACUACGUCGAAGGCUUCAGGAUGGGCUGCCCGCCUCACGCAGGAGGAGGCAUUGGACUGGAGAGGGUGCUCAUGUUCUUCCUGGGCAUCACCAACAUUCGCCGCACCAGCAUGUUCCCGCGUGACCCGAAGAGGUUGGCGCCGUGAGGGGGCGCGGACG
Jaminaea rosea is the source of this 1705-nucleotide messenger RNA. Its product is annotated as aspartyl-tRNA synthetase. Bases 1 to 1692 code for a protein of 563 amino acids. Gene Ontology annotation, biological process: aspartyl-tRNA aminoacylation. Gene Ontology annotation, cellular component: aminoacyl-tRNA synthetase multienzyme complex; cytosol; cytoplasm. Gene Ontology annotation, molecular function: aspartate-tRNA ligase activity; RNA binding; ATP binding. The transcript has 6 exons. The record is from RefSeq and is a predicted model, not a curated record. NCBI's taxonomy places the organism in Eukaryota, Fungi, Basidiomycota, Exobasidiomycetes, Microstromatales.